This is a messenger RNA of Rhinolophus ferrumequinum (greater horseshoe bat), 2390 nucleotides long. It is a transcript of the gene ENGASE, whose product is annotated as endo-beta-N-acetylglucosaminidase. Gene Ontology annotation, molecular function: mannosyl-glycoprotein endo-beta-N-acetylglucosaminidase activity. The transcript has 14 exons. The coding region runs from base 139 to 2358 and encodes 739 amino acids. The record is from RefSeq and is a predicted model, not a curated record. Gene Ontology annotation, cellular component: cytoplasm. Lineage: Eukaryota; Metazoa; Chordata; Mammalia; Chiroptera; Rhinolophidae. Gene Ontology annotation, biological process: protein deglycosylation.
CGGGAGGUGGCCAGCACCCAGUCGGGCCCGGGCAUCUGUGCCGCGCAGUCCCCAUUGGCAGGCGGGCGGCAGCGGAGGCGGGCCCUGGUCUGCGAUUGGCGGCGGCGGGCGGUGGGUGGCGGCCGGCGUGGCUGUGUCAUGGAGGCGCCGGGAGUCACUGAGCCGGGAGUCGCUACCCAGCCGGCGGCGCUCCUGCAGGAGCUGCCGCUGCCGGCGCCCGCGAUCCCAGAGGAGCAGCGGGAGCGGCGGGCGCGGAGGAGAAUCGAAGAGGAGCAAGAAGUAGCAGUCUUUCGUGAAGUGGUCAGUUUCACCCCGGACCCAAUGCCAGUCAGAUACUAUGACAAGGACACCACCAGCCCCAUCAGCUUUUACUUGUCAUCCCUGGAAGAACUCUUGGCGUGGACACCCGACGUGGAGGACGGCUUUAACGUGGCCUUGGCGCCCCCCGAGGGUCGGCAGCCCCCUCUGAGCAGCCGGAGGCCCCGGACCUUGCUGUGUCACGACAUGAUGGGCGGCUACCUGGAUGACAAGUUUAUUCAGGGCUCAGCGGCGCAGAACCCCUACUCCUUCUACCACUGGCAGUAUAUUGACAUCUUCGUGUACUUCAGCCAUCACACGGUCACCAUCCCCCCGGUGGGCUGGACCAAUGCUGCCCAUAGGCACGGGGUCUGUGUGCUGGGCACUUUCAUCACCGAGUGGCAAGAAGGUGGGCAGCUGUGCGAAGCCUUCCUGGCUGGGGACGAGCGCUCGUACCGGGCAGUGGCGGACCAGCUGGUCCUGAUCGCCCAGUUUUUCCGUUUCGAUGGCUGGCUGAUCAACAUCGAGAACUCUCUGAGUCUGGCCGCAGUGGGGAACAUGCCCCACUUCCUCCGGUACCUGACCACUCAGCUGCAUCAGCAGGUCCCUGGGGGCUUGGUGCUCUGGUACGACAGCGUGGUGAGCAGUGGGCAGCUCAAAUGGCAGAAUGAGCUAAACGAACACAAUAGGGUCUUCUUUGAUUCCUGUGACGGGUUCUUCACCAACUAUAACUGGCAGGAGGCGCAUCUGGAGCGAAUGCAGGGCCAGGCCGGGGAGCGCCAGGCCGAUGUCUACGUGGGAGUGGACGUGUUUGCCCGGGGAAACGUUGUCGGGGGCCGAUUUGAAACCAAUAAGUCUCUGGAGCUGAUCCGAAAGCACGGGUUCUCGGCGGCCCUGUUUGCGCCAGGCUGGGUGUAUGAGUGUUUGGAGAAGACGGAUUUCUUCCAGAACCAGGACAAGUUCUGGAGUCUGCUGGCGCGCCACCUGCCCACCCACAGCAUCUGCGCCUUGCCCUUUGUCACUUCUUUCUGCAUGGGCAUGGGGGCUCGAAGAGUCUGCUACGGCCAGGAGGAGGCGGUGGGGCCCUGGUACCACCCGAGUGCCCAGGAAAUCCAGCCCCUGUUUGGCGAGCACAGACUGGAAGGGGACGGAGGGGGCUGGGUGAAGACGCUCAGCUGCCUGGCAGACGCCUGGAAUGGGGGCAGCUCCCUGCUCAUCCGGGGGGUGAUUCCGCCUGAGGUCAGAGAGGUGGCUGUGAGGUUAUUCUCCCUGCAGGUCCCAGUGCCACCCAAAGUCUUCCUGUCCAUGGUGUAUAAGCUCGAAGGGCCUUCGAAUGUCAGGGUGGCUUUGGAGCUCACCACAGGGGAUGCGGGCAGCUGUCACAUCGGUGGCAUCUGGCCGUUGAAUGCAGAAACAAGCUCCAGGCACAGCCCCCGACCCCUCCGGGUGCCCCCCACCAAGCUGGCCAGAUGGGUGGGCCGCUGUGGCCAGCAGCUCAGUGGGGGCUGGGUCCAGCGCUGCUAUGAAGUGAACCUGCGCGGCUGCCUCCUGGGGGACCUGCUAGUUAGCUUCUCACGGCCUCCAGGCAGCCAGGAGGAGGAGAACUUCGUCUGUCGCCUUGGAGAGAUCCAGGUGGUGGAUGCUAAGAGCUUGCUGGCCCCUCUGCCCCAGGUGCAGGCCAUCUCUCUGUCACAUGUCCGGUGGCGGCCAGCCGCCUCUUCGGCCUCUUCCGGGGACGGGCCCCCUGCUGGGCUCCGGCUCAGCUGUACUCUGCACUGGUCCUUCCCUCUGUCCCACGUCCGAUGCUUCCGGCUCCACUGCUGCCCAGGGACUGGAGGUGGUCCUCUCGGCAGGGGGCCACUAGGGCCAGAGAAGCCCAAGCUCCUGGGCUUGGCUUUUGUCAACCAGUACAGGAUCGUGGACCUGGCAGUGGCCGCCCCUGGGCCUGGCCAGGGUGGCCGUGUGGAGUUCCUGGUGGAGCCUGUCCCCAGGGAGGGGUUCCUGGUGCCGCAGGCCGAGUGGGGCAGGGCGGCUGUGCAGUACUCCCUGCCCAGCACCUGAGCGAACAUUAAAGCAGUCUCCCGCCUCACGGC